Messenger RNA from Panicum virgatum (switchgrass), 808 nucleotides. Its product is annotated as hepatoma-derived growth factor-related protein 2-like. NCBI's taxonomy places the organism in Eukaryota, Viridiplantae, Streptophyta, Magnoliopsida, Poales, Poaceae. The transcript has 2 exons. The record is from RefSeq and is a predicted model, not a curated record. Bases 61 to 576 code for a protein of 171 amino acids. Gene Ontology annotation, molecular function: zinc ion binding.
CCCACAAGACACUCCCCGGAAGCACACAGCCACACAGCACAACCACCACAUCUCUACACGAUGUCUUCCUCAGGAUCGACCGAGAUCCCAUGGAACAAGGUGAGGGAACCGGCGCCUGAAGGAAUGCAGGUGUCUAUGUGCUUCUGUGGUUCCUUAUGCAAGCUCAUGAUGUCAAAGGUUUUGGACGACUUCUUCGGAAUGAGGUUUUUUAUGUGCGAGAACUACACGCACGACCCGCCGAAGCGUCGUGGCCAGGAUAGACCUAAGAGUCCACCCCCUCUUUGUGAUUUCAUGCAGUGGGUAGACACGGAGCAGACCCAGCAAGAUAAGGAGUGGGUUCAACUUCAAGCAAGGUGGGCUACGGAAAGGUGGCAACGAAUGUUGCACGAGGAAGAGAAAGAGGAGAAGCGCAAGAAAGAGCAAGAAGAGAUCCGCAAAAGGAUUCAGGAAGUGGAGCGUCAGGAGGCGGAGGAACGGGAAGCGGAUAGGGAGAGGAAGCGAGAGAGGGCACGGCGUGCAAAGGAAGCAGGACCCGAUGCAAAUAGGAAGAGAAAAUAUCCUCGGUGCACUCAGUAAAUCACAAGAGUUGUAGUCCCGGUAUUUUAUUUUCCCUAAGGCAUGUUAGGUUUAGUUUCAUCACGAGGCUAUCGUGUUGCACAUGCCACUGCACUUCGUUCAUCAAGUUUACCAUUUCGGGCAAAGGCCUUUUGUGUCAUGUUACCGUAGUAGUAGAGAUGCAAUAGUCCGAUGCAAGUUUAUCUAUCUCACCAGUAUUUGUACUUUGUAAUUGGAGCCGAAAAUUUAUGGA